CCUAACCUGAAUCACCACUGCGUAAGGCUUGGAUUGCAGUUUCCAAGACCAACAAUCAAGACAAGCAACGGGUUUUUACAUUGAACCGAUUGCCAGUUGAGCAAGGAUUACUAAAUUCAGUGCUGUAAGCGUGUCUUUCUUUUUCUGAAAAAAAAAAAACUCUUCAUUUGAGCAUCGUAGUCACGGAGUUUAUAAAAAAUGGACAAGCCUAAAAUCUUUAGCGCCUUGAACUUGGGAGUGGGUGCUUUUCUUGGGCUUUCGGGUCUUAUCAAGGUUUUCUCUUUCAGCUUGGCGAAUGUUCUUUUAGGUUUAUUCAUCAUCGCCUUUGGCCUCGGUACCAUCGCAUUAGAACGUGAAGUUCCCUCUGUAGCAGUCAAAUAUGCCUCCUUUAUGUUCUCCUUCUUGGGUAGAGGCUUUUUCUAUCUAUUUAUGGGUUCUUUGCUUUGGUCCUAUAAUGGAUUCACAUCUUUCCUUGGCUUUUUAGUUCUUCUUGUUGGUGCUGGCUUCUGUGCUGCUAACUACGUUGCCGGACUACAAGAUUAUGCUCCUCGAAGCAUGCGCGAUACAGACUGGGAUGAUACGGUAGAUGAGGUUUAAGCACCUAACGGCGAUCUUCUUUUCAUGUUUAGCUUCCAGCUGUAAGUAUGUUGUAUGUUUUUCAUCUCGUCUUUUUUUCCUAAUAGUGCCAUUCUUUUUAUUUUAUUUUAUUUGUUUUCUCGCAUUUCAUGGUAGUAAUUUCUCUCUACCUUGUUAAAAAUGUUUACUAGU
Messenger RNA from Schizosaccharomyces cryophilus OY26, 768 nucleotides. RefSeq names its product COPI-coated vesicle associated protein. The record is from RefSeq and is a predicted model, not a curated record. Gene Ontology annotation, cellular component: Golgi membrane. The transcript has a single exon. Bases 199 to 597 code for a protein of 132 amino acids. Lineage: Eukaryota; Fungi; Ascomycota; Schizosaccharomycetes; Schizosaccharomycetales; Schizosaccharomycetaceae. Gene Ontology annotation, biological process: vesicle-mediated transport.